UGUGGCAGCGCCCGGGGCCCGGCACCGGGUAAGGCAGGGCGGCACCGGGCAGGGCGGCACCGGGCACGGCCCCCGCCGCCACCAUGGUGAAGGAGGAGUGCAAGGCGCUGCUGGACGCGCUCAACAAGGUGACCGCCUGCUACCGGCACAUGGUGCUGACCAUCGGCGGCACCUCGGACUCCCAGAACCUGCGGGAGGAGCUCAAGAAAACCCGGCAGAAAGCUCAGGAGCUGGCGGUGGCCAACAGGAACAAGCUCACCACGGUCCUGAAGGACAAAAGCGUGAGUAAGGAAGAUAAAGCCGAGUUCGAGAGGCUAUGGGUGAUUUUCUCCACGUGCCUAGAGAUCCUGGAGAUCGAUAUGAGGAGAGCCCUGGAGCUGGGCCACGAGUUCCCUCUGAACGUCCCCAAAAAGCACUUGAUCCAGACGGGCAUGAGCGGGGGAACCUCCGGCGUGGCCGCCCGCGCCAUGAGCGUCCAGAACAUGAAAUACGAGGCUGAGCACAACAUAGACGUGGUGGAUUUGAAAGACCUCGAGAACGAGAUCAACCAGGUAGGAGAGAUGAUGUACGAGAUGGAGAUGAAGGUCAAUGUCCCCCAGUGGACAGUAGAGGCUAAGCAAGACCCAGGGGCUGAACUGAAAUCCACCAUCAGCGUGGGCGCUUCCUCUAUUGGCAUGAUCUCUGUGGAGGAAAAUAAAUCCUUCUGCGAUAUCAGCAAGGUUCUAGCUGGGAUUAUUUUCACUGCUGUGCUCAUUAUCGCUAUUGUCCUGGCAGUGUGCGUGGUAAAACUGUCUUAGGGUGGUGCAAGCUCUGACACGAGCGACCGACCCCUCUCCAGCCUGUCUCUGGAGUGUUUCAUGCCUCACCUUCACUUCCAAAGUGUGUUACUUGGAUCAACUGAGAAUUUUAAACGAGCACUUGAAAGAACAAAGCCGAACUUUUGCCUCUGGAUAGCCUAAAAUGCACUAUUUGUUUCUUCUAUGCUUUUUGAAGAAAAGGGAUGCAAAUCAGCCUGCAGAAUAGAAUGUCUUCGUUUACUGGACUUGGAACAGUUAAGCGAAGUACCAGGGUAUUAUCACUACUGGCUGUAACAGGGAUUUGCCUGCUAUUAAUAGGUCAAUAUUCUCAGAAGCCUGUGGUUUUUGUUCUUCACUAGGCUCUGGUGUUUGCUGCUGGUCACUGUUUACAGUAUAGGAGGGUAACAUAAAUUUGAUGGCUAACAUGGGUGUUUUGUCUGACCAAGUGAAUAGAAUUCAUCAAAUACAAAACGUAUUUCUUGAGCAGAGGAAAGGGCUAAGGAUGAAAACCCCAAUACAAGAAUGUAACCCAGCUCUAUUUUAAAUAAGUUAAUGGUUGGGGAGGGGGGAGAAAACAGAACGAUGUUUGAUACCAAGUACUGUUUGUUGAUUUCGACUGGAGUGUACGGAACCCAGUUGCAUGAAUUGGCACAGCACAUGUCAAUGACUAAUCGCUUUCCAAAUCCAGAGAGAAAAAAGGGAGAGUUGCAUAUUCAGAAAAAUACUAGCAAGCCUCAUGGUUUUCAUUCACAUUUACCACGAUUUUAGCUUUCCCUGCAGGAAGACUGAUUCUUGCUACUGAUUUUAAUUUUUCUUUCUGAAGCAGCAAUUUGUACUCUGUGAUUAAUUAUGAAAACAGGAGCAAUGAAUCUACCCACAGCAGAUGCAGUAACAUGGGAAAAUAGAUUGUAGCAAAAAGAAAUGAUGUGAAGUUAAAGCAGACUUUCCCAAUGGGAUCCCCUCUCCUGUUGACACAGAGGGACUGAUGGUUGUAUGUGUACAGCCACAUUUCUGCAAGCUCCCAAACAGCAGAAAUCCAGACAAAGUUAAAAAUGUGUCUCAGUUUCAUAUCUCAGUCAUUUCUGAUUAAUCAUCUGGGAAACGGGAAGCCUGUAGGAUUGGUUCCAUU
Melozone crissalis (California towhee) is the source of this 1926-nucleotide messenger RNA. RefSeq names its product regulator of G protein signaling 9 binding protein (gene RGS9BP). The coding region runs from base 84 to 797 and encodes 237 amino acids. Lineage: Eukaryota; Metazoa; Chordata; Aves; Passeriformes; Passerellidae. The record is from RefSeq and is a predicted model, not a curated record. Gene Ontology annotation, biological process: detection of light stimulus involved in visual perception; G protein-coupled receptor signaling pathway. Gene Ontology annotation, cellular component: neuron projection; photoreceptor outer segment. The transcript has a single exon.